Messenger RNA from Lepus europaeus (European hare), 6627 nucleotides. RefSeq names its product ASXL transcriptional regulator 1 (gene ASXL1). The coding region runs from base 64 to 4665 and encodes 1533 amino acids. Gene Ontology annotation, molecular function: DNA binding; peroxisome proliferator activated receptor binding; chromatin binding. Gene Ontology annotation, cellular component: PR-DUB complex. The transcript is spliced from 13 exons. The record is from RefSeq and is a predicted model, not a curated record. Gene Ontology annotation, biological process: animal organ morphogenesis; positive regulation of transcription by RNA polymerase II. NCBI's taxonomy places the organism in Eukaryota, Metazoa, Chordata, Mammalia, Lagomorpha, Leporidae.
GCCCCAGCCCGCCCCGCCCGGAGGUCCCGCGUGGAGCCGCCGCCGCCGGGGAGGAGGAGGAGGAUGAAGGACAAACAGAAGAGGAAGAAGGAGCGCACGUGGGCCGAGGCCGCGCGCCUGGUGUUAGAAAACUACUCGGAUGCUCCAAUGACACCAAAACAGAUUCUGCAGGUCAUAGAGGCAGAAGGACUAAAGGAAAUGAGGCUAUUUUGCAUCCUGCUGCUGUCUGCCCUGCUGUUGGACUGUGCUUAUAGAAGUGGGACAUCCCCUCUUGCGUGCCUCAAUGCCAUGCUACAUUCCAAUUCAAGAGGAGGAGAGGGGCUGUUCUAUAAACUACCUGGCCGAAUCAGCCUUUUCACACUCAAGAAGGAUGCCCUGCAGUGGUCUCGCAACCCAGCAGCCGUGGAGGGAGAGGAGCCAGAGGACUCCGCUGACGUGGAGAGCUGCGAGUCCAAUGAGGCCAGCACCGUGAGUGGUGAGAACGAUGUGUCUCUUGAUGAAACGUCCUCAAAUGCAUCCUGUUCUACAGAAUCUCAGAGUCGGCCCGUGUCGAAUCCCAGGGACAUCUACAAAGCUUCCUCACAGGCAAACAGACAGAAGAAAAAGACUGGAGUGAUGCUGCCUCGAGUUGUCCUGACUCCUCUGAAGGUAAACGGGGCCCACGUGGAAUCAGCAUCAGGGUUCUCAGGCCGCCACGCCGAUGGCGAGAGCGGCAGCCCGUCGAGCAGCAGCAGCGGCUCUCUGGCCUUGGGCAGCGCUGCUAUUCGUGGCCAGGCCGAGGUCGCCCGGGACCCUGCCCCGCUCCUGAGAGGCUUCCGGAAGCCGGCCACAGGUCAAAUGAAGCGCAACAGAGGGGAAGAGAUAGAUUUUGAGACGCCAGGGUCCAUUCUUGUCAACACCAACCUCCGUGCCCUGAUCAACUCUCGGACCUUCCAUGCCCUGCCAUCGCACUUCCAGCAGCAGCUCCUCUUCCUCCUGCCGGAAGUGGACAGACAGGUGGGGACCGAUGGCUUGUUGCGUCUCAGCGGCAGUGCGCUAAAUAACGAGUUUUUUACCCAUGCGGCUCAGAGCUGGCGGGAACGCCUGGCUGAUGGUGAAUUCACUCAUGAGAUGCAAGUCAGGAUACGACAGGAGAUGGAAAAGGAAAAGAAGGUGGAACAAUGGAAAGAAAAGUUCUUUGAAGACUACUAUGGACAGAAAUUGGGUUUGACCAAAGAAGAGUCGUUGCAGCAGAACGUGGGCCAGGAGGAGGCUGAAAUCAAGAGCGGCGUGCGGGUCCCGGGAGAGUCGGUACGAUCACAGCGUGGUCCCACCGCCCGGCAGCGUGAUGGGCAUUUCAAGAAACGCUCUCGGCCAGAUCUCCGGACCAGGUCCCGAAGGAGUCUGUACAAAAACCAGGAGCCAGAACAAGCAGCGGUUGUUAAAGAUGCCAAAUCGAUGUCACCAGACGUCCCCCUCUACAAGGAUGGGGAGGCUAAGACUGACUCGGCAGGAGUGAGCAGUGCCCCAGUGCCAGGCCCAUCCUGCGCAGCAGCUGACCCAGAGGGCCCCACGUGCCCAGGUGAACCUGUGGCUUCCCAAACCCAGACCGAGCUGGACAAGUCGACGCGGGCCUCUGCAUCUCCAGACCGAAUUCCCAGCUUGCCCCAGGAGACUGUGGACCUGGAGCCCAAGGAUCAGAAGAGGAAAUCCUUUGAGCAGGCAGCCUCUGCGUCCUUUCCCGAGAAGAAGCCCCGGCUUGAAGAUCGUCAGUCCUUUCGUAACACAAUUGAAAGUGUUCACACCGAAAAGCCACAGCCCACUAAAGAGGAGCCCAAAGUCCCGCCCAUCCGGAUUCAACUUUCACGCAUCAAACCACCCUGGGUGGUUAAAGGUCAGCCCACUUACCAGAUAUGCCCCCGGAUCAUCCCUGCCACGGAGUCCUCCAGCCGGGGCUGGACUGGCCCCAGGACCCUCACAGACAUUAAAGCCUGUGCUGGGCAGGCCCGAGGGGCGAGAGGCCACCACUGCCAUCGAGAGGCGGCCACCACUGCCAUCGGAGGGGGGGGUGGCCCGGGUGGAGGUGGCGGCGGGGCCACCGAUGAGGGAGGUGGCAGAGGCAGCAGCGGUGGUGAUGGUGGUGAGGCCUGUGGCCACCCUGAACCCAGGGGAGCUACAAGCACCCCUGGAAAGUGUGCGUCAGAUCUACAGCGAACACAAUUACUGCCGCCUUGUCCUCUGAGUGGGGAGCGUGCCCACGCCGGAACUGCCGUGUCCAGAGCCAGGAGGGAGGAGGAAAGCUGCUCCCUGCAGAGGCUCCCGAGCGUGCUCCCAAGCGGGCUGGAAGAUGCCUCUCAGCUCCCCAUUGCUCCCACUGGGGACCAGCCGUGCCAGGCUUCACCCCCGCUGUCCUCCCAAACGCCGGUAGCUGAGAGAUUGGCAGAGCAGCCUGAGGUGCCUCUAGGUGUCAGAGCCGAGUGCGAGUCUGGGACCACCUCCUGGGAAGGUUUUGAGGAGCAAGGGAGCACUGUUCUCCGCCAGAGUGGGCCUGUGGAGUCUUUGACGGAAGGUGCUGUGUCUGGAGGAGGAGCUGAGCAGGCUCUCCGUAGUGGUUCCGCUGUGAAGGACCCUGUGUGUGUGACCCCCAGUGCCACACCUGAAUCGUCCUGGACCGAGUGCCUGCAGGACAGACCUUCUGAUGCCCAGUUAGGACUUGGUGACUGGAGCCUGCUCGGGAGGGAAAGUGAUCCCAGCCGAGCAAACGUGAAAACCGAGACUCUUGCUUGCAGCAGUGCUGCCCCGUGGAUGCCUGUCCCCUCGGGCGAGGAGGGAGUGAGACAGCCCGCUCUGGGGUCCGGAGAGGGCACACGGUCUGGCGAGGCCCAGAGCGGAGAGGCAUGGGAGGGAGCUGCUCCCUUCGCCCCUGCCCUGUCCCGGGGGCCGGCAGCUCCGGAGGGGCUGGGUCCUCCCCACAGCCUUACUUCACCCUGGCCGGGCCCACCUCGAGGGGGCCUGGACGGCUCUGGCAGCAGCUGCAAACAGGUGGACGUUGAGAAGCUGGAGAGCAGCGGAGACUCUGAAGCGCCGAGUCCUCACAGCGAGUCCACCGACACGGCCUCCGACGUGGAAGGCCUGCUCUUCGAGGACAGCCGUGAGGCCGACACCAGGGAGUCCGCGGUGACAGAGCGAGCCUCCGAGGGCCGCGAGGAAGAUCAUGCCUGGGACCAGUCCGCCCCGCCGUCCAAGGGCAGUGGUGACCUGAGCGUGGUUCCAAGGACCCACGGGAUGGCUGCUGCGCAGAGCUGGGUGUCUCGAGUGUGUGCCGUCCCCCACAAGAUGGCGGACUCCCUGCUGCUGGCCAGUGCCGAGUUCCAGCCAAGGCCCGUGUGCCUGACCAGGCCGGGGGCCUCUGUGGAGGUCCCUAACCCGCUGGUGAUGCAGCUGCUGCAGGGGAGCUUGCCGCUCGAGAAGAUCCUCCCUUCAGCGCACGGCGGCAGCAAGCCAGAGUCCCCGCAGGGACUGCUUCGGCGGGGUCCUGGGGAGAGCGGUCGCCCGGUCAGCAGGAGCAGCCCCUGUUCCUCCCGGGCUUGGAAGGAGCCUGAUUUGCCUGUGAGCUGUGCAGCAGGCACGGGGCUGGCCAAGAUAGAGGCUGCUCAGGCUCCUGGGGCGCUCCAGAAGGUUACCAAGACAGCCCGAAACUCAGACUCCCUACGUCCAGUGACUUCUGGGAAACUGGAAGAAAUGGAUUCCAAAGAGCAGUUCUCUUCCUUCAGCGUGGAAGACCAGAAGGAAAUCCGUGACGUGUCCCACUGCGGAAAUCCCAGUGCUGCUCCAGGCAGAAGCCCCGGCGACCUCACUACCUCGAGAGCACCCUGUGUCUCACCUCCCAAUGUGACCUCCUUUGCUGCCGAGCAGGCGAGUUGGGCCCUGGGUGAUCAGAACAGUGUUGGAGGCCAAGGAAAGAAGCUCUUUGGCUCUAAGAAUGUGGCUGCAACUCUUCACUGCCCUAGGCCUGUGGACCUGACCCCACUGCCUGCCGAGGUCCCUCCAGUCUGUCCCAGCAGGAAGCCGGGGCCGAGCAAAAGCUCCGUGUGCAGUGGAGUACAGGCUGCAGGGGAAGGCUGGGCUCCAAAGCCGGCGCCUGCCUUUGUUGGCAGCAUCGUGAAUGAGAAGGCUGGGGGGGGAGGGCCGCUCAAGGCCGACACCGAGAACAGCAAAGCUGCCGGGCACAGCCCUCUGGACCUGGUGGGCCCCUUGCCAGGGACGCCCUUCGUCAUGGGCCUGCCUUUCUGGAGAUUUCCCCGGGAGCCGGGCAAGGGGCUCAGCCAGCCUCUGGAGCCUCCUUCCGUUCCCUCCCAACUCAACAUCAAGCAGGCUUUUUAUGGGAAGCUUUCUAAACUCCAGCUAAGUUCCACCAGCUUUAAUUACUCCUCCAGCUCUCCCAGCUUUCCUAAAGGCCUUGCUGGAAGUGUGGUGCAGCUGAGCCACAAAGCAAACUUUGGUGCGGGCCACAGUGCAUCGCUCUCCUUGCAGAUGUUCACGGACAGCAGCGCGGUGGAGAGCAUCUCGCUGCAGUGUGCGUGCAGCCUCAAAGCCAUGAUCAUGUGCCAAGGCUGCGGUGCAUUCUGUCACGAUGACUGCAUCGGCCCCUCCAAGCUCUGCGUGCUGUGCCUUGUGGUGAGAUAAUAAAUCAUGGCCAUGGGGAAAUUGUAUAGUCAGUGUGUGUAUUUGGAGAAUGGUUGAUCUUGAAUCUGUAUACAGAAUAUCAUGGAUCUAAUAGACUGUCUAGGCAAGAGCGCUCUUGCCACCCCUAAAAUUUAUCAUACUGAAGCCUUCUGGUCUCGCUGGAGGGAGUUCCUAGCGGGCAACCCACAGGGCUGCCCAAGGCCAGCCAGCCUGAGCCCUCGCAGUCACUGCCUGGUGUGGCCGGGAGCCUGCCUGACACCCCAAGGGACUGACUGGAGACGGAGGCGAGAAGGGGGUUCUCUGCCAAGGGAGCUCCCCUGCCCGCACUGAUGAGAAAUGCCGGUCUCCCACUGCCCCUCCCUGCCACGUUCUCUUCUGCUACUGUUCAGGGAGGUAACGGUUGGGGAAGAAGCCGCGGAGGGUUAAAGUUACUCCCAGCAUUGCCCACCAGGGGGCUCGAGCACCUGCUGACCAAGGGCCACAGCUGAGUCAUUUGUAAGUGACAGUUCCAGUUUGACCAUUGGUUCUGUUGCUGAAGCCAGUUUGAAAUUUGUCUCCGUGCCAUCUGCUGGCCUGUGGGGUCUUUUGGAGCCUUGACGAUGGGGUUGGGGAGAGGAGCUGUGUGCUGUGAUGACGCCACCUGCAGACCCCGUGAGUCGCCCGCCAGGCGUUUGCAGGUGACUCGCUGUGCUCGACACGCACCCCGUUUCUUGGACUCUGUGGGAGUGGGCCUCUCCGCUCGCCUGUGUAUGUGAAAGUCAUUUACAUUUCAAAGCAGUGUGUGUUUCUUAUUUUUAUAUUUUUAACUCUACUCUUGGAUGUAUAAAGUGAACCUUUUGGCUUCUGUAAGUAUGCUCUAUGCACCUCUGAUGUUUUAUCACGUAUUUAUAUGUUGUACACAGUAUGGCCGGUUCUGUAAAUGGAUGUAUUGUACAGAGAACACGAAAGUCUCUUCCUUACUUGGUGUUGGCAUCAUUGUGUGCACAUGGUGUUAAGUCCUUCUCUGCACCUGUCAGAGGCACUGAGUGUUGUGCUCCUGACGUGAGCGGGCCGUGGCUUGACUUGGGAUUGGCCAGCUUGGCCUGGCACCCUGUCGAGAGUCCCAGGGAGUCUGCACAGCCUACAGAGCCAUAGUUCGCCCAUGAGCACACCACUGAGCGAACGCAGCCUGUCCGUUUCUCUCCUCCUCCCUCCUCUCCCCCAGCCUUUACUGGCUGCUCGCUGCCGUGGGUGACACAGCACCACCACCAGUGUGCAGUGCUUCUGGACUUUGGGUGGGUCCCCAGGUCAGCCUCCGUGCAGGCCUUCCAGAUCUGGCCCUUAGGCCCACCUGGCACAGCAGUUCCUGGGCAACUGGGCCCCUUGGGACCUACUUUGACCACAGGUUUGGGAAGAAACGAAGCCGUGCCUGCCCCGUCUCUUCCAGCACCUUUACAGCAAGUAGCUGCCCCUGGGGGGGGGGAGGGGUGUAUGCAUGUGUGUGCGCGCGCCCUCACCGUGUGUGUGUGUGUGUGUGUGCGCGUGCGUGCGCGCACCCUCACCCUGUGCCCUGCCUUCUAUCUUGUGUCUUCACCGACUGUGGAUUGAGACUCCUUGAACUUGCGUCUGUGCGCGAGUGCCUCUGGAGGAAGAAGGAGAUUUGUGUGACUCGGCCGCAUCUCCCUUCACCUGCCAGGCUCUCACGCACUGCCUCCCACGUUUAUUCUGAUGUGGCUGUCUUGCAUCCGAAGCGCAGGGGAGGAGUUGGUGAUGAGGCGGUGACAUAGAAUGCUCUGCUGGCCAAGCCUGCUCAAGAGUCUGCUUACUGAAGACCAGGAGCGGGGGCCCCGAGGGUGGCCGGUCCCUUUCUUCCUUUGGCUGCUCCCCGUUUGAAGGUCCAGCUGGGUGCUUGUCGUGGGGCCGCCCAGAGGAGAGCACUGCUGUUGCAUGUCUCUCAUGGUAUUGGAAAAAUAAACCUAUACA